GCCAUACAACAAAAUAAACUUGACAACUCUGUACCAAGUUUACAAUGUCAACAAUGUCAAUGUCAAACACAAUCCUAACCUAACUUACUUAAAGUCAAAAUAAACAAGCUUCCCAACAAAUUCCUAAACCCCACUGAAAAAGCUCUCAAGGUUUGAAAAUGUCCCUGUACGACGACUACGAUACGGCCCAAGACAAGGUCCAAGGUUGGUCUUCCAGUAUAAAGCUUCUACAGUCCCAACUUCAACUAAAAAAAGCCUCCGUAACCCAACCCAAGAGAGAUCAAGCACGUAAAGUCAGCUUGGCCCCAGUUAUCGACCUGAAGAGUAAAAGGGAUGAGGAAGAUGGUGUACCGAUCAUGAAACAUGACAAUAUUGGUCGUUUGCCCAUUAUCAGCGGUGGUGUGUAUGGCAGUGAGUUCGAUUGGAAAGUAAUCGAUGAAUAUGACCCACUAUGGCCCAACGAAUACGAAAAGGUGGUAAAGGAACUGAGAAAUAAUAGAGAUAAGGAAACCGACAGGUUGGAGAGGGAAAGGGAUCGUGAUAGAGAGAGGCCCGAUAGGGAUUCUGAGAGACGCAAGGACAGGAAGAGGAAGAGCAGAUUUAGCGAACCGGAUGAUAGUCCUCCAAGGACUUUAAGCUCUUCGGUUCCCCAGAUUAGUCAGCCUGCUAUAGGUAGUGGUUUUGCAGGUCGUUGGGCAGACGACGAGGAAGAAGAGCGUCCCAAGCCUGUCAGACCUAUGGGUGGUGUCGCCAUAGCCCCUCCACCCAGUUUACAAGACAGCUCGCCCGAUCCGGUACCUAUCAUACCCAAUAAACCGCAGUCUAAUAGUUAUGGAGGAUCUGUUGCUGCAAAGAUUAUGGCAAGAUAUGGCUUUAAAGAGGGCCAAGGAUUGGGCAGAAUGGAGCAAGGGAUGUCAAGUGCCUUACAGGUAGAAAAAACGUCUAAAAGAGGAGGGAGAAUCCUUCAUGAGAAGGACAUCAUGCCUCCUCCGCCUCCUUUAGAAGUUGUCGAGAAAAAAGAGCCUCCCAUAACUGAGAUUAUGAAAAAUCCUAGCAAAGUGGUCCUACUGAAAAACAUGGUGGGUCCAGGGGAGGUGGACGACGACCUGGAACCGGAAGUAAAAGACGAAUGCAACACGAAAUACGGUCCGGUGGUGAGCUGCAUUAUCCACGAAAUCCCCCACGAAAAUCCCGAGGAGGCGGUUCGGAUUUUCGUCGAAUUCCAGAGGAUCGAGAGCGCGAUUAAAGCGGUCGUAGACUUGAACGCGCGAUUUUUCGGCGGUCGAAUGGUCAAGGCGAAUUUUUAUGAUCCCGAAAAGUUUGAUAAUUUACAGUUGAUGGAUUAGAGAGACUCUCUUUAUUGUGGUUUACCUUUUUUUAAUUAUUGUUGUGCAUUAGUUUGAAUAAUAAAGUAAGCGUGAGUAAUAAUAAUAAUAAUA
Molecule: messenger RNA, 1439 nt
Organism: Anthonomus grandis grandis
Lineage: Eukaryota; Metazoa; Arthropoda; Insecta; Coleoptera; Curculionidae
Gene: Spf45
Product: splicing factor 45
Exons: 6
Coding region: 159-1346 (395 amino acids)
Biological process (GO): mRNA cis splicing, via spliceosome; alternative mRNA splicing, via spliceosome
Cellular component (GO): precatalytic spliceosome
Molecular function (GO): RNA binding
Source: RefSeq, a predicted model, not a curated record